AUGACACUGCUGUCACGUCCUCAGCACUGUCUGAGGCUGGGCUGGCUGGUCCUCUACGGCCUCGCUGUGCUGCUGCUCAGCUGCCUGCUCUUCCUGAACAGGGCGGCCAAGCCCACAGGGGCCCCCAGCGCCCGCCAGCCCUUCUGGGCUCCCCCGGGGCCCCGCCACAGCCCGUGUCCACCCAACCACACAAUGGCUAAUGCCUCCCUGUCCCUGCCUCGCCGUCACCGUCUCUUCUUGACCUAUCGCCACUGCCGCAACUUCUCCAUCUUGCUGGAACCUUCAGGCUGUGCCGAGGACACCUUUCUGCUCCUGGCCAUCAAAUCGCAGCCCGGCCACGUGGAGCGCCGUGCAGCCAUCCGCAGCACCUGGGGCCGGGCGGGGGCCUGGGCGCGGGGCCGGCAGCUGAAGCUGGUGUUCCUCCUAGGGGUGGCGGGGCCUGCACCCCCAGCCCAGCUGCUGGCCUAUGAGAGUCGGGAGUUUGACGACAUCCUACAGUGGGACUUCACUGAGGACUUCUUCAACCUGACACUCAAGGAGCUACACCUGCAGCGCUGGGUGGCAGCUGCCUGUCCCCAGGCCCACUUCACGCUAAAGGGAGAUGACGAUGUCUUUGUCCAUGUCCCUAAUGUCCUGGAGUUCCUGGACAGCUGGGACCCAGCCCAGGACCUCCUGGUGGGAGACGUCAUCCGCCAGGCUCUGCCUAACAGGAACACCAAGGUCAAGUACUUCAUCCCACCCUCCAUGUACAGGGCCCGCCACUACCCGCCCUAUGCAGGGGGUGGAGGGUAUGUCAUGUCCAGAGCCACCGUGCAGCACCUCCAAGCAGCUGUGGAAGAGGCUGAGCUCUUCCCCAUUGAUGAUGUCUUUGUGGGUAUGUGCCUGAGGAAGCUGGGGGUGAGCCCCAUGCACCAUGCUGGCUUCAAGACAUUUGGGAUACGGCGGCCCCUGGAUCCCCUGGACCCCUGCCUGUACAGAGGGCUCCUCCUGGUGCACCGCCUCAGCCCCCUGGAGAUGUGGACCAUGUGGGCACUGGUGACAGACGAGGGGCUCAAGUGUGCAGCUGCCCCAUUGUCCCAGCUCUGAGGGGUGGGCUGAGCGAGUGGGCUGAGUGUAGAUUUUCCUGUCACAGAAAUUGAGAAACAUGAACCAUGAUGGUCUCCAGGAAGUGCUGACUUAGUUUUUGUAACCUCCUCCCAAACUUCUCUAACGUUGAUUAAAAACACUGGAACCUGGCUAACUUGGAUGGCACGUGUUGAAUGGGAGCCCAAGCAUAGCAAAUGCUGCCAGAAGUCCCCAGGGUGGGUGGGUGUGU
Molecule: messenger RNA, 1315 nt
Organism: Miniopterus natalensis
Lineage: Eukaryota; Metazoa; Chordata; Mammalia; Chiroptera; Miniopteridae
Gene: B3GNT4
Product: UDP-GlcNAc:betaGal beta-1,3-N-acetylglucosaminyltransferase 4
Biological process (GO): protein O-linked glycosylation; poly-N-acetyllactosamine biosynthetic process
Cellular component (GO): Golgi membrane
Molecular function (GO): N-acetyllactosaminide beta-1,3-N-acetylglucosaminyltransferase activity
Source: RefSeq, a predicted model, not a curated record